AUGACGGCAAACCUGGAUUCCCAUCGGGUUGGAUAUUCUUGGUUCCACUCGCCCACUCGCUGCUCCUGCUGCACACUCCCUCUCUUCCUCAUGUUUCUCCUUAUUUACAGCAUCACCGUGGUGGGGAAUAUUGGCAUGACUGUCAUAAUCAAGAUUAACUCCAAACUGCACACCCCCGUGUACUUCUUCCUCAGCCACCUCUCCUUUGUAGAUUUCUGCUCUUCCUCCAUCACUCCCAAGAUGCUGGUAAAUUUAGUUAUAGUAGACAGAACCAUAUCAUGUGUAGGAUGCUUAGUGCAAUUCUUUUUUUUCUGUACUUUUGUGGUAACUGAAUCUCUUUUAUUAGGAGUGAUGGCUUAUGACAGGUUUGUGGCCAUCUGCAACCCUCUACUCUACACAGUAGCCAUGUCCCAGAGGCUCUGUGCCAUGCUGGUGUUGGCAUCCUAUGCGUGGGGGUUAGUAUGCUCCUUAAUACUGACCUGUUCUGCUUUGAAUUUAUCCUUUCGUGCUUUCAACAUCAUCAACCACUUUUUCUGUGAGUUUUCCUCUCUUCUUUCACUUUCAUGCUCUGACACUUCUGUCAGUCAAUUGUUGCUUUUCAUUUUUGCUACUUUUAAUGAGGUCAGCACACUCCUUAUCAUUAUCUUGUCUUAUGUGCUCAUUGUUGUUACCAUUCUGAAGAUGCAUUCAGCCAGUGGCCGCCGCAAAGCCUUCUCCACUUGUGCUUCCCAUCUGACAGCCAUAACCAUCUUCCAUGGGACCAUACUAUUUCUAUACUGUGUACCCAACUCCAAGAACUCCAGGCAAACUGUCAAAGUGGCCCCUGUGUUUUACACAGUGGUGAUCCCCAUGCUGAAUCCCCUAAUCUACAGUCUGAGAAACAAGGAUGUCAAGGACACAGUUAGAAAAAUAAUAGAUACUAAAGUCUUUUCUUCUUAA
Molecule: messenger RNA, 939 nt
Organism: Psammomys obesus (fat sand rat)
Lineage: Eukaryota; Metazoa; Chordata; Mammalia; Rodentia; Muridae
Product: olfactory receptor 5D18-like
Biological process (GO): G protein-coupled receptor signaling pathway; sensory perception of smell
Cellular component (GO): membrane
Molecular function (GO): odorant binding; olfactory receptor activity; G protein-coupled receptor activity
Source: RefSeq, a predicted model, not a curated record